AGCAUCAUGGGUCGCAAAUUCGUUGUCGGCGGAAACUGGAAGAUGAAUGGCGACAAGAACCAGAUCAACGAGAUAGUCAACAACCUGAAGAAAGGUCCUCUGGACCCCAAUGUUGAGGUUGUUAUUGGUGUACCUGCCAUCUACCUUGCUUACGUGAAAAGCAUCAUUCCUGACACCAUCAGUGCAGCUGCCCAAAACUGCUGGAAGACCGCUAAAGGAGCAUUUACUGGUGAAAUAUCGCCAGCGAUGAUCAAAGAUGUUGGGUGUGAGUGGGUGAUCCUCGGCCACUCGGAGAGAAGAACAAUCUUUGGCGAAAAGGACGAGUUAGUCGCUGAGAAGGUUGCUCACGCAUUGGAGUCCGGUCUGAAAGUGAUCGCGUGCAUCGGCGAGACCCUGGAAGAGCGUGAGGCAGGCAAGACCGAGGAGGUGGUGUUCCGGCAGACGAAGGCGCUGAUCCCGGCCAUCGGCAGCAACUGGGACCGCGUGGUGCUGGCCUACGAGCCCGUGUGGGCCAUCGGCACCGGGAAGACCGCCUCGCCUCAGCAGGCUCAAGACGUACACGCGUCCCUCCGCAACUGGCUGUCCGCGAACGCGUCGGCGGACGUGGCGGGCGCCGUGCGCAUCCAGUACGGCGGCUCAGUGACGGCGUCCAACGCCAAGGAGCUGGCGUCCUGCGCCGACAUCGACGGCUUCCUCGUCGGCGGCGCCAGCCUCAAGCCCGAGUUCGUUGACAUCGUUAACGCCACUCAGUAAACUCCACUUACUAACGUAGGUUGGGUCACAAAACGUGUGCGCGGCUGCGCUGAAGUCCCUAAGCAUUCAAGUAACUACCGAAUGGGACAUGACACAGCAAAUUUGAAGAAACGUGUUAAAAUGCACGAAUUUAGUCGGUAUUUGUUUUUGCUACCAAACUUGACAAAUAAUACUCGGUUUGACAAUAUUUUUAACAUGAAGGACAUUGUAGUAAAGUGAGAUUAUGACAGACAAAAUAAAGUAACUCAUUAUCUGUAACACCUAUUGUAAGUUGCAUCUUGUUAAAUAUUAGCUGUCGCGUCUAUGAUUGUUGAUUGCAGCUGGGCGGUCGUUUUGUGUAUACCCUGCUAUUAGUACUCAUUUAUACAUUAUAUGCAUACGAUAUUUUAGUAAUAGUUAUAGAUGUCGUAUGCUUGCAGUUUGCAUUAUCCGUUUUAUAAGUUAACAUUUAUAAUAACUUUUCGUUUGUAAGUUUAUAUUAAAUCAAAUCUGAUAUGAGAGUAUGUCUAUUUGGUUAUUGUUGUGUAUUUAUAGAGCGUUCGAUUUUUUCAAAUUGUACUGUUAAAGUGUCUUGUACGUGAAUAAAUUCCCUAUAUUACCGUU
Messenger RNA from Cydia splendana, 1356 nucleotides. It is a transcript of the gene Tpi, whose product is annotated as triosephosphate isomerase. The record is from RefSeq and is a predicted model, not a curated record. Gene Ontology annotation, biological process: glycolytic process; gluconeogenesis; glycerol catabolic process. Gene Ontology annotation, cellular component: cytosol. Gene Ontology annotation, molecular function: triose-phosphate isomerase activity. The transcript is spliced from 5 exons. Bases 7 to 753 code for a protein of 248 amino acids. Lineage: Eukaryota; Metazoa; Arthropoda; Insecta; Lepidoptera; Tortricidae.